Molecule: messenger RNA, 660 nt
Organism: Grosmannia clavigera kw1407
Lineage: Eukaryota; Fungi; Ascomycota; Sordariomycetes; Ophiostomatales; Ophiostomataceae
Exons: 2
Coding region: 1-660 (219 amino acids)
Source: RefSeq, a predicted model, not a curated record
AUGUCGUGGGUGGCAGCUCCGAAGGCGGUAGCGGCAUGCUGCAGUCUGGUCCGUGGUGUGCCGGCCACAAUUGCGGCACGACAAGCGAGCCAGAUGACGUCAGCAUGGUGUUCGGCAGCUGUGCCAGGGUUUUUGCGGCUCGCCUCAUCGCAGACAUCGGCCAAGACACGGGCGCGGGCAAGAUCGACAGCCCGGUUCAAAGCGGCUCCAGAACGCACGGCGUCGAUCCCGUCUUCUCCUGCUGCGCCAGCCGCUGAUCUGUCUGUGGCACUGGACGACAGCAUUGCCGCCAGCCAAGAGGCAGCCCUGGCCGAGCUGAAGCGGCUACGGUUAGCGGCGACUCCGACGAGGCUGCCGCCAGCCGUGGCGUCUAGCAACCGAUCCGGCGGUCCGGUGGAGGAAGAGCCUCCAAAGAAGGUGGUGGCUAUCCAGGACACGCCCGAGUUCAAGGAGGCGUCGCGGAAAUGGACGUCGGUGAUCGUGGCUAUUCCGAUCCUGCUGGUGUCGUCGUAUUUCUUGUUUGAGCGCUUGGUGAUGGGCCACAAGCCGAAGGACCUGUCCGAGUACAGGAAAAAGACAACAGAGGAAGCCGUGCAGCAGCUGGACGCAUAUGUGAGCACCAGCGGUCGUGGCAGCGGGCCGACCAAGCCGAUGGCGUAA